ACAGAUAAACACACCCACACUCAAUAUACACACACACUUACGAGAUACAGAUAUAGAUACACAAAUAUAACCAAAUCACACUUUUCGGAACUUAUUUUCGCACAAUUUUUUGCGUCUUAUCUAUCCACACACACACACACACAGAAAGAAGUCAAAAUCCAGCCAUGAAUCGCCGUGAAGAUCCGAAUCCUUUUGAAGAAGAUGUCAAUCCUUUUUCGAACGGCAAUGCCGCUCCUGAAUCAAAAUCCCGCAUUCCUCAGAUGGUUGCUAGUACUUUUGGUUUUGGUCAAAAGCAUGAUGCAACUGUUGAUAUACCAUUGGAUUCAAUGAAUGAUCCAAAGAAAAAAGCAACAGAACUUUCAAAUUGGGAAUCUGACUUGAAGAGACGGGAAAAGGACAUUAAACGAAGAGAAGAGGCUGUUGCUGGUGCUGCCAUUCCCACGGAUGAUAGGAACUGGCCUCCAUUUUUUCCAAUAAUCCAUCAUGAUAUAGCCAAUGAGAUACCAGUUCAUGCUCAAAAGUUGCAGUAUUUGGCUUUUGCAAGUUGGUUAGGCAUAGUUCUCUGCCUGACAUUUAACGUCAUAGCGGUGAUCGUCUGUUGGAUCAAAGGCGGUGGUGUGAAGAUCUUUUUCCUUGCAACAAUCUAUGCACUCCUUGGAGUACCCCUUUCCUAUGUAUUAUGGUACCGACCACUCUAUCGUGCAAUGAGGACUGACAGUGCUUUGAAAUUUGGUUGGUUUUUCUUGUUCUACUUGCUCCAUCUUGGCUUUUGUAUAUUUGCUGCUAUCGCUCCUCCAAUAGUCUUUCAUGGGAAGUCAUUGACGGGUAUUCUAGCUGCAAUUGAUGUCUUUUCUGACCAUGCACUAGCGGGGAUCUUCUAUAUGGUUGGAUUUGGAUUAUUCUGUUUAGAAUCACUUCUAAGCUUCUGGGUACUCCAGAAAGUUUACAUGUAUUUCCGUGGAAACAAGUGAUGCUAGUCUAUGAUGCUGCCUCCUGUGAGUUGGUUUUAUACCUAUAUGUGAAGUACCAGUAGUUGAGUUAAAAUGCCGUAUCUCCACUAGUGGCGGCUUGGCUUGUUACGUGGAGGGUUUUGCUCAUUUGUCAUGUUAGAAAGUAUAUGUGUAAUUGAUUAUAGGAACAUGAAAUGUUACAGCUUUACUCUAGAUUGCAUUUUGAUUCUAUAGGGUUUUAUUUUUCACAUGCACGUUGUGUUAUUUCAUUCGUUUAAGUAUACCUAAAUUUGCCUGAUGAGUGAAACAGUGUUGUCUUUCAUCUAA
Molecule: messenger RNA, 1277 nt
Organism: Erigeron canadensis
Lineage: Eukaryota; Viridiplantae; Streptophyta; Magnoliopsida; Asterales; Asteraceae
Product: secretory carrier-associated membrane protein 4
Exons: 12
Coding region: 165-971 (268 amino acids)
Biological process (GO): protein transport
Cellular component (GO): trans-Golgi network membrane; recycling endosome membrane
Source: RefSeq, a predicted model, not a curated record